ACCGGCUAAUCAGCGCUAGCGCCACGUUCGCGUUCGAAGAACUCGCGAGCCACUCGCCGGCGCCCGGAGAAAGCGAGGGGCAACCCCGGGUAUUUUUAUUGCACCGGCUACGACUGGCCACUGUGAUAUGCAUCGAUUUGUUUGCUCCCUCGCUGGCACCGUUGGCCGUGUGCGAGCGUCUUGUUUUCUCAGCCCUUUCCUUCCGGCCGAUGUCUACCUGACACCGCGCGGUAGCCGUUUACGCGGUCAAUGAAACAGACGCCGCCGACGCCGGCUCUUGGGAUUUAGCACGGACGACCUUCACACUCUACGCCAGCAGCAGCGAACAUACGGAGAACACUGCCAGCGAAUCUCGAGAAGAUGUGGAAGAACAUGUUCGGCCGGUCGACGACCAUCUACAUGGAAGUGGCAGACAACUCAGCACCGGGUGUGUUGGAACAAGCUCCAGACGUACGGGCAAGCGGUGACCACAAAGGGAUCGAGGACAUCGAACUGGCGACAAACCUCGCACGAGACAAUGACAGCAUCGUGUGGGACCCAAAACCUUGCAACUGCGUUGCCGACGGACCAAAGUGUGGCGAGUGCUUGGCAACGGGGAAGAAUGCCAUAAAGGUGCAAAUGGAGUCGUGGUCCGUGGAGAAGACUGUGAUAUUCGGCAUAAUCCUCGGCGCUUUCUUUAUCUGGGCCGUCGUGUUUGGCAUCUGCCUCAACGUGUUCAAGCUCUGAAGUGCUGUGUUAUCAUAAGAGUCUGCGUCACACAUUAGAUAUUAAGUUUGAAAGGCUAGCUGUGCAAGCAGUUCAUGGUUAAAGCGAAAUCAUAAUAGAACUCUGAUGCUGCCUGUCUCGUAGUAAUGCAGUGAACUAAUGGCAAUUAGUUGCAAAGCCAACUGUGCAAUGUGUAGGCGUUGGCUGCGAGCAGUACUUUUAUACCAAAGGUGUUUCUUAAGUUUCACUGCUGAAGUCAUGAGCAGUGUGUUGUGCAGGGUAACCAAUGAAUAGGGUCGCACAGGUUGUGUUAUACUUUGUUGAGUUGUUGCUUUGUUUUGUGUACAUGUACCGACGACUGCAAAAAGCUUUUGAGACAUCAGAACUGCAAAAAAGGUUAAGCUUUGUGACACUUUCACUCUGCAGCAUGGAAGUGGCAGCUGCAAUAUGGUAGUAGCAUGGAGGUGUACAUACUGAAACUUUUAGAUUUAAGGUGGAUUCGACUGCUGUGAGGAAUUUGUGUCCUUUAAUGGCUCUAGUGUUCUAAAUUAUUUCUUGCAGUUGGAUGUACAAUAAGGUCCACUGUUAACGGAAACAUGCAGCUAAUAUUGCUGCCAUUGAUUAUCACUUUAAUACGCCACACAAGAGCAUGGAAUAAUUUUCCGUGUGCAAAGUGCACAUUUCAUUGAUUAUAUCUACUUCUUUUUAGUUAAGUGUCGCCUUUAGCAGUGGACUGUACUGUACAUUUUGGGACUUCUGUAUGGAGUCUGUAUUAAGCAGCUUUUGCGACAGAACUGCCAUUCGGUUGUGAACUUGCAAAUACUUUUUAUUUUCGUUUCUGAAUGUCUCAGAAAUAUUAUUUUUAGUCAGUUGUAUACAUUGUAUUUUUUAGCAGAAUAUCAGGACGAAAAUGCAAAGCACUGGUGCUGACACCUGGUGGCAGUGUGUUGAAACCAAGGCUUGUAUGUUGUGAGAAUCUGUUUCAGUCAAUGCGCUGCUUGGACCACUGACGAAGCUCAAAAAGUAAAAGAAGUAGAAUAGAAUCGGCACAUUAUCUUGGCCCAAAUGUGCUGGAACGCCUUUCUCUUGUGUGGUGCUUCUUGACCAAAAAAAAAAAAUGUUUAGUAUUGGGCAAUUCGAAUAACUGCAAGGACCUUUACGCCAUCAGAACGUAACAACAAGGCCCAUGCAAUUUGGUUGAAUACUUCAUCACAAGAUGUCGCAACUGGUUUUCAAUUUACAUCUCUCUCUCGAUAUGCCUUUACAGCAUAUACAUGCUGGAUAAAAUCGUCUAUUUUGCCUGGAGCUUUGUAGAAGUUUUGUCCCAUUUUGCCUCGUUUUAUUUGCACCCUGUUAAAGGCUCAAUUGUUACUGCUUGUGGGAAACAAUAAUGACCGAUUUUGACUAUUUUCAGUUACUUAGUGCAAUGGAACCUGUGGCAAAGAACAAAGAACACUAUGCACUUUUUGCAAUCUGUGAUUGUUUACAGUUGUGACAUCUUCAAUAUAAAAGAUCUUAUUUUUAAAGUAUGAUAUCCACUUGUUUCAAAAAUGGGAGACCGUGAGUACCUGUAAAUGACUUUUUACUAUCUUCAAGUAUCGGAGUUUGGCUGGAGCUAAAGGUUCCUCAUAGAGGAAGCUUCAGCUGUAGGGACAAUGGAGCACUGGCUGAAUGUGCUCAUAAGAAUCAUGAGUUGCAGAUAAAAAUGGAACUGGACUGGAUGUGAUAAAUAUUUUAAGUAAUAAUAAAUUUUAUUUGUUUCAUAAUAUAAUUUGCGAGUGUUAAUUACAGAGUGUGCUGUGUAUGUGUUUCUGAGAUGUUGUACAAACUUGUGAUUAGUGUGUGAAAUGCGAGUUUUUAUAUGUACAAAUGGAUAAUGCAGCUCAUGAUACCUUU
Messenger RNA from Dermacentor silvarum, 2601 nucleotides. RefSeq lists its product as uncharacterized. The transcript has 2 exons. The record is from RefSeq and is a predicted model, not a curated record. The coding region runs from base 361 to 726 and encodes 121 amino acids. NCBI's taxonomy places the organism in Eukaryota, Metazoa, Arthropoda, Arachnida, Ixodida, Ixodidae.